This is a messenger RNA of Peromyscus leucopus (white-footed mouse), 2322 nucleotides long. Its product is annotated as zinc finger protein 582-like. Bases 280 to 1713 code for a protein of 477 amino acids. Gene Ontology annotation, molecular function: DNA-binding transcription repressor activity, RNA polymerase II-specific. Lineage: Eukaryota; Metazoa; Chordata; Mammalia; Rodentia; Cricetidae. The transcript has 5 exons. Gene Ontology annotation, biological process: negative regulation of transcription by RNA polymerase II. The record is from RefSeq and is a predicted model, not a curated record.
GCUUGCGCCUUCUUCCGGCAUCGAGCAGCGAGUCCGCUGGUAUUGAGGCGGUAAUCGGGCUGUGGGCAGUGGGCAGGCAGACCAAGGAGGAAACAAAUGGAGUUAUCCGGAAGCUCCGCGACAUGACUGCUGUGUCUCUGGAAGGAUAUGUUUAUGUUCUGAUGAUGGAGUCCUGGCGCCGCCCAUCUAAUUGUCCAAUUCUUGACACCAGCUCUGACAUCUAAGGACUCUGUCCUUCCCCAAGAGGAAGACCCAUCAGCCCUUGAACUCCCGGAAGUCAUGCCUCUCGGUUCAGAACUGUUCAGGGACGUGGCCGUAACUUUCUCCCACGAAGAAUGGGAGUGCCUCCAGCCUGCUCAGAAGGACUUGUACAGAGAGGUGAUGCUGGAAAACUACGGCCAUCUGGUCUCACUGGCAUUGGAACCUGGAUACGGUGCCAAAAUACUGUCUGCAAAGCCACACGUUAAUGAAAUGGAGUCGCCACGGUGGGGGAUAAUGGGAGGCCUUGCAAGCUGUGGUCUUGAGGGCUCGAGCUUCCAGGAUGAUGGGGAAGACGAAGGCCUGUUUGACAGAGAACCAGGAAAUCCAGACAGAAAUGCCAGUCCCGUGUUAAUCAGUCAUGAGGAAAUGCCCGCUUUAAAGCAGCAAGCACCUCUUACUUUUUCCCAGAGAAAGUCCUGCCGAUAUAAUAAACGCAAAAAAGACUUGUGGCACAAGGAAUUCCGCAUCAAUCAAGGAAUUCCUACUAGUGAGAAGCCCUACAAAUGUAGGGAGUGUGGGAAGGCUUUUAAAUACGGUUCACGACUAAUCCAGCAUGAGAAUAUUCAUUCUGGCAAGAAGCCUUAUGAAUGUAAAGAAUGUGGGAAGGCCUUCAAUUCUGGCUCAAAUUUCAUACAACACCAGAGGGUUCAUUCAGGUGAGAAACCUUAUGAAUGUAAAGACUGUGCUAAAGCCUUCAGUCGGAGCUCACAGCUCAUUGAGCACCAGCGAAUCCAUACCGGGGAGAAACCCUAUCAAUGUAAGGACUGUGGCAAGGCCUUCAAUCGGAUCUCGCAUCUUAAAGUCCAUCACAGGAUUCAUACCGGUGAAAAGCCCUACGUGUGUAAGGAGUGUGGGAAGACCUUUAGUCAUAGGUCUCAGCUGAUUCAGCAUCAGACUGUCCACACUGGCAAGAAACUCUUCGAAUGUAAAGACUGUGGGAAGGCUUUUAACCAAGGAUCCACUCUUAUCCGACAUCGGCGAAUUCAUACUGGAGAGAAACCUUAUGAGUGCAAGGCAUGUGGCAAGACCUUUCGAGUGAACUCGCAGCUUAAGCAACAUCAGAGAAUUCACACCGGGGAGAAACCCUACCAGUGUACGGUGUGCAGUAGGGCCUUCAAGCGGGUCUCACAUCUCACGGUCCAUCAUAAAAUCCAUACCCAUGAGAAGCCAUACGAGUUCAAGGAAUGUGGGAAAGCCUCCAGCCAUUGCUCACAACUGAGUCAACAUCAGGUGAGCUGUUCCAAGGAAAAGCCCUACAAGGGAUGUGGCAGGAGCGUACGUCACGAUCCAGCUACCGUUCAGCCUCCCAGACGGCGCAAUAGAGGAACGCGUGUGAACAUAAUAAAUGUAGAAAAGCCGUCCCUCGGCCCUUACCCGCUAUUAAUCAUCAGGGAGUUUGUGCUGGCAAGCAACCACAGGAAUGGAAAUAAUACAAGGAGCCCAUUAGCGUAGGGCGAUUACGGCCGGUGCAUCUUGGAGAAAGGAGAGCUCAGUGUACUGCUAAUAAGAUGCCUCAAUUUAGAGUUUUCUAAAUCAAUUAACAGGGAAAGGUUGGAAAUAGUUUUGUCUCCCAACACUCCACAGAAUCUAGUCAUGGGAUUUUUAUGUGCCUUUUUUGUUUGUUUUGUUUUGUUUUUGAGAUACAGUCUCUAAUUUAGGCUCGGCUGGCCCAGAAUUUGCUAUGUAGACCAGGCUGGCCUGGAACUCCUAAUCUGCCUGCCUCCGCCUUCUGAAUGCUGGGAUAUUAAAAGUAUGUGCCACCAUGCCCAGCUUUAGUCGCAGGGAAGCCAAAUUACUCCUGGGUCAACCAGGAGAUAAAUCCUGUAGACACCAUGUGUGGCAAUAAAAAGAACAAAUCGAUAAUUUUACGUGCUAAGAAAGGUAAGAAAUAAAGCUACAUCCAGGGUGUGGUAACACACUUGAAUCCUAGCACUUGGGAGGCAGAGGCUGGUAGAUCUCUGUGCGUUCCAGGCCAGUUGGCUGCACAGUGAGACCCUGUCAUAAAACAGCAACCCCACCCCCAAGAGCUAUCCCAGAGGAAGUAAAAGAAUUUUAUAAAGA